This is a messenger RNA of Triticum aestivum (bread wheat), 1356 nucleotides long. Its product is annotated as ACD11 homolog protein. Gene Ontology annotation, biological process: ceramide transport; intermembrane lipid transfer. Gene Ontology annotation, cellular component: membrane; cytosol; cytoplasm. Bases 487 to 1173 code for a protein of 228 amino acids. The record is from RefSeq and is a predicted model, not a curated record. Gene Ontology annotation, molecular function: ceramide 1-phosphate transfer activity; ceramide 1-phosphate binding. The transcript is spliced from 4 exons. NCBI's taxonomy places the organism in Eukaryota, Viridiplantae, Streptophyta, Magnoliopsida, Poales, Poaceae.
AUCAACGGACCGACCACGACCAGUCUCUCCCGUCUGGUUUCAGUUUAGGACUCCACCUGGGCGCCCCCUCACGAAAAUCCUGGACGAUUUCGCCUCGCACUUCCUCUCCAAAUCCCUCUCCUCCUCCGAUCCUGCUCCCCCCCGCAGCAGAUUCCCGGCGGCAGCGGCACCCCACCCCAGCCUCCCCCUAUACAUAGACGGCAUCCUCCUCUCCCCGGAGGCGCUAUAUUUUCCGUGAGCCCAUUCUGCCUCGUGCGUGCCUGCGUGUCCUCCGCCCGUGCCACCACCACCAUCCGUUGAACGGUUGUUGGGCCGCGCCUUCGGUGCCGAGGAGAGAGAGAGAGAGGGGGGGGGGGGGGAGAACGAGGGGCGGCGAGGAGGAGUAGGAGGAGGGGGAGGAGCAACGGCCUCCGCGCGCCACCGGCGAGAGCGAGCGAGGGGGGAGGAGGGGCGGUUGGUUGGUUGGUUGAUCGCUCGGCCGACGAUAUGAUGGCGUUCAGGGGGCAGAGGCCGGCGCAGUCCGAGGAGAUGUGCGACGCGGCGGCGGCCGUGGUGGCCGCGCGGCAGGGCAUGGAGCAGCCGCUCACGGCCGUGGCCGAGGCCUUCGAGGAGCUGGCGCGCGGGAUGGAGGCCGACGGCGGGGAGCUCCGCCUCGCCCCCUUCGGCGACACCUGCGCCCUCGUCUCCGUCCUCUUCAGCUCCCUCGGCAUCGCCUUCAAGUUCGCCGAGAGCGAGUACGUCACCAAGGUGAACGACCUCAUCGGGGCAUCAAAGGAGUACGCCACGCUCAACGACAUCCUGGACAAGGACGUGGAGAACGACUCCGUCAAGAAGCAGGGCAGCCAUUCCCGGAACCUGCGCCGGGUCCGGCUCGGCCUCGGCCUCAUCAAGGCCCUCUUCGAGCAGUUCCUCGCAACCGAGGGCGGCUCGUUGUAUGAUGCUGCGACGACGGCCUACGGCCAGGUUUGCGCCCCGUUCCAUAGCUGGGCGAUCCGAAAGGCGGUUGGUGCCGGGAUGUACACUCUCCCCAGCAGAGAGCAGUUGAUAAUGAGGUUGAACGAAACUGAUUGCUCUGUGCAGAAGGAGAUGAGGAGAUACAUUGAUGCAUCUAGUCCCAUUAUAGAAUACAUCGAUAACCUGUUCCUCUCCAGGAACAUUGUCCUAGAUUGGUGAACUGAAUCGAGGAUCAUGCUUGCAGCUCUCCUCACGAGCUGCUAAUGAUGUCAUUGUUUUAUUGUUUUUCUCUCGUAGCUUUCUAGCCUUGGUGGGGCGGUGAAUGCUCCCCCUUCGCACUGUCUCUUGUACUGUACGAUUAUAUCAAAAAUCUAAUUCUAAACGAAGAGGCGGUUCUAGUAU